AUGGGGCACGAGGCCAUCGUCAAGCUGCUGCUCGAGAAGGGCGCUGACGUCGCGCCCAAGGACAAAGAUGAUCGGACGCCGCUCUCGUGGGCCGCCGGUAAUGGGCACGAGGCCAUCGUCAAGCUGCUGCUCGAGAAGGGCGCCGCCGUCGAGUCCAAGGAAAAAAUUAGUCAGAAGACGCCGUUAUGGCGGGCCGCCGGUAAUGGGCACGAGGCCAUCGUCAAGCUGCUGCUCGAGAAGGGCGCCGCCGUCGAGUCCAAGGACAAAUAUGGUCGAACGCCGCUAUCGUGGGCCGCCGGUAAUGGGCACGAGGCCAUCGUCAAGCUGCUGCUCGAGAAGGGCGCCGAGGUCGACUCGAAGGACACCGAGUACGGUCAGACGCCGCUCUCGUGGGCCGCAGAGAACGGGCAUGAAGCUGUGGUCAAGAUGCUUCUCGAUACGGGCAAGGUCGACGUCGACACAAAGGAUGAUAGAUACGGUCAGACGCCGCUAUCGUGGGCUGCCGAGAACGGGCAUGUGGCCGUGGUCAAGCUGCUGAUUGCAAAAGAC
This is a messenger RNA of Ilyonectria robusta, 549 nucleotides long. RefSeq names its product ankyrin repeat-containing domain protein. Gene Ontology annotation, molecular function: protein binding. NCBI's taxonomy places the organism in Eukaryota, Fungi, Ascomycota, Sordariomycetes, Hypocreales, Nectriaceae. The record is from RefSeq and is a predicted model, not a curated record. The annotation marks the transcript as partial. The transcript has a single exon.